Pieris macdunnoughi is the source of this 396-nucleotide messenger RNA. NCBI's taxonomy places the organism in Eukaryota, Metazoa, Arthropoda, Insecta, Lepidoptera, Pieridae. The record is from the annotation of a GenBank genome assembly.
AUGCCUCCUGUUACAUUAAAAAAAAUAGAAAACACUGAGACGGUCCAUUUUACUAUUGUCCCUAUUUCAGGUUUUAUUUUUCUCAAGUCUAAAUGGGGCAAUGAGGUAGUACAAAUUGGUGCCUAUAAGUACUAUAGAGCGGGUGGUAACGCAGAAAAACAUAGAGCUAAGAAACGAUGGGUUUGCAGUGGACGGAAGAAAGUGGCUGCAUUUACUGUUUCGCGAUUUGGGAAGCCGGUGAUUGAGUUCAGAGGAGAGCGCUUUUACAAGAAUUCCGGCAGUCGAGGCACGAAGCUACUGUGGCGAUGCGUAAAAGCUCGGAGUAGAGCUUGCCGAGCGACACUACAUACGAUUUUCGACAAAAUUUACAGUGUCAAUAAUAAUCACUCCCACUGA